This is a messenger RNA of Anopheles stephensi (Asian malaria mosquito), 6913 nucleotides long. RefSeq names its product protein tiptop (gene tio). The transcript is spliced from 2 exons. Gene Ontology annotation, molecular function: DNA-binding transcription factor activity, RNA polymerase II-specific; DNA binding. Gene Ontology annotation, biological process: regulation of transcription by RNA polymerase II. The record is from RefSeq and is a predicted model, not a curated record. Bases 2143 to 6108 code for a protein of 1321 amino acids. Gene Ontology annotation, cellular component: nucleus. Lineage: Eukaryota; Metazoa; Arthropoda; Insecta; Diptera; Culicidae.
AUAUUCAGUUCAACAAAAACAAGCAAGCGGUCUGGAAGCAUACUCGCCGUGCUCGUGCUGUCGCUCCGUAUCACGCGAGACCACUUUUCGGGAACACGGAACACACGUGUCGGCACUCCGAUUUGGAAAAUUCGAAUUCGUUAACUGUAUACGGAAAAGUGUUUAUAUUUGUGAGUCCACUGCGUAUAGAAACAUAUGUCAGUGAUAUGUUGUCAGUGAGUCGCAAAAAAGCAACAAAAGUGAAUUAGAAAUUCACAGUCUACGAGUGACAUCCCGUCGGUUUAAAUCGCCCGUACCGGACACUCUGCAGUUCCGAAAGUUGUGCAAAGACGGACGUGCAGUCCCGAGCUGCAUCCGUCAUUCGGCGUGCAAGACGUCAUCAAAGGAACUCGGUUGUCUCGUGUCACAGGCAAAAAGGAAAGGAGGACAAACCGUCAACGCGCGUUGUCGGUGUGAGUGACGGCUCGUCAAACGGUGUGCAUCGGUGUGUGGCGCUAGUGCGAGAAAGAGCAAGCCGCGCGUUCGUGUUUAUGUAUGCGCAGCAGGAGAAAGAGGAGAGGAAACCCGAAGCUACACGAGCUCGUGUGAGUGUGUGUGUGUGUGUGCUCAAGUGAGUAGAGUGAAAGAGUGAGAAACAACCCGCCCCACGCGCGUGAGAAAGAAAGAGAACGCGACUGGCCGUGCGCAUUCGCCUACUGCGCUAGUGUGCGUUCGUCCUUAUGUGUCACUCGGUGUGAUAUCCACCACGAGAUGUCACAGAUGUGAUAGGUGUUCGUUGCGUACACGGGACAGCAGCAUAACCGCGUCGAAAGGCAGCCGUCUGUCUGUCCGCCGUCAGCUUCCGUCAGUCAAAAGUCGUCGGGUAGCGGAAACACAACACGACCGACAGCCCGAACAUUUUGCUCUCCUUUCGGCCAUAGCCGUAUCCUAUCGGCCCCGGGACACAUUUCGAGCACGAGCUUUCGGAACCCGACUCGUCAGCAUCCAGCAUUUCGGAAACAACCAACGCUCCGUCAGUUGACACUAACGGCAUCUCGGGACGGGAGCCCGCAACCAAACAACGCUUAGUUCAAACGGGGGUGUUGCGCGCGUGUUAUGAUAUUUCAUUCCGGAACAGUUUCUGGGUGACUUGUUUCCUAUCAUUUCGGCGAGACUGAAUUGCGUGAGUUGGUAGUUUGUGAUUGUGCAGUUUUCGUAUGAGUGUACGCAAUGCAACAUACCACAAAACAAUGGUGAAAUGCAAAUGGUAACAGUUUGCACCCCAGCGACGGUGCAACCGAAGCCGACACGGCAGCUGGUGUACGGAUCGUCUCGAUCGAGCCCACGCCGCCGCACGAUCGAGGAUGAGUUCGAGAAGACACAAACCCAACAACACCCAGAACGUUGUGCUAGCGAGGCGUGUGCAGACGGCACGCAGUGGUUCGGUGUGUGCGCGACCUAAGUGAAACGGCUCCCAGGUUACGCGGUGCCGAAGAUGGCGAAAACAUAAAUAAUGCACAACCAUACGGCAACUAUACGGCGCUAUACGAAUCUACCGGUUAGGCAAAGCAUGAGUGAAACAAGUGUUUGUGAUACGGCGUGAUGCAAAGUGUCAGCAAAAAUAUACGAAGAGUACGAAGCAACAUACAUGAUAUACGCACGCAGAUACCGCCACGAUACGAAUUAUACGAAGAAACAAAUGCAUUGCAUUCAAGCACAUCUAGCAUCAUAGUCAAUCGCAGUUCCGAUGUUUUGAAUCGAUUGGAGAAGAGAAUCGGCGACACUUUUGAAAUUCGCGUUUCGCGUAAACCCACGUAUACGGUAUUUAUUUGUUUUGAUUUUUGUGUUACUUUGUGUGUGUGUGUCACACUCGCCCAUGCCAACCCUGCGAGUGACUAGUGUAAAACCCAACCAAUCGGUGUAAUCGGUGUAAUAUCGGUGGUGAUCGCGCGAAGAACCACCACAUCUUUUGAAACAGUUUCGGACGUGUGAAAACCCUGUGUGUAACCCUGCGUGUGCUACCAACGAGCGUAGGGGCAACGACGACGAUCACGCGCGCAUAUAUCCUUUAGGGAAAAUCAUCGCCGGAAGCAGUACACCUGUUUCUGGUCGCACACCGUUUUAAGUAAAGUUUCAAAAAUUGAUAACCAAAAUCUUCCAUCGAUGAUGCUCCACGAGGCAGUGAUGUUGGAAAUCUACCGACAGGCCCUUCACGCUAGUGAAAUGGCCAGCCCUAGAUGCCAAUCGAGGGAAUCGUCGUCGGGUGGUGGGCGCUGUCCAUCGGAUGAGUCCAUCCGCUCGGAGGGGGAUCGUGAGGAGCAGGGCGCGGGUAACAACCUGAGCCCGGUUUCGAUCACGCUUCCGCCGACGUUACCACCGGCCGCUGCAGCCGCCCUCCUGCCUCAGCAUUCGGCCGCCAUGGCGGCGUAUCUCAACGCAGCAGUUGCAGCACAACAGAACCGGCUGCUGCUGAGUUCGCCGCUAGCCGCAGGUCUCGCCUCGGUUCGGAAUGGCUCGCCACCCGUACUACCUCUACGGUCACCGACGGACGAGAACGACGACGCAACGGUGCUGGACUUUAGCAAGAAGCGAGGCUCCGGUGGCGGCGGUGGCGACGAUGACGACGAGGACGACGACGAGGACGACGACGGCGGUGAAGGUGGUGGAGCAGGGGGAGCGGGAGGACGCGGCAGCCGUGGUGGAGAGGGUGACGGUGAUGGAGACGGUGGUAGUGAUUGCGGUGAUGCGGUCAAUCUCAGCCAAAAGUCAGGCAUCGGUGACAACAGCCCGCUCGAUCUGUCUGUAAGCCAUCGGAAGCGGACAGGCGAUGAGGAAGGAGCGUCACCACCGCCUCGCAAAACUACCCGUUCGCUCGACUACAAACCAGCCAUCGUAACGCCCUGGAGCACUCCGGUCACUCCGCAGCUACCUUAUCUGGCUGCGGCAGCAGUAGCAGCUGCUGGUCUUUCGCCGAAGAACAAUCACCACCAGCAUGCUAUGCACGCGGACAGUUGGAACGGUAAGCACAAAUCGGUCGCAGCUGCUGCAGCAGCCGCUGCGGCCGCUGCCGCCGUCACCAACGAUGCGACGAAGGCGCUGGAAAAGAUGUCGGAGCUGAGCCGUUUGGGCGGCGAGGACAUCUAUCGAUCUCCGAGCACCGGCAAUUCUGGUGGUGGAGGCGGUGGAGGUGGUGGUGGUGCGGGAGGAGGUGGCCGACACAGUGCCUGGCAGUCGCACUGGCUCAACAAGGGUGCCGACUCGGCGAAGGAUGUGUUGAAGUGUGUUUGGUGCAAGCAGAGUUUCCCUUCGCUGGCCGCCAUGACAACGCACAUGAAGGAGACGAAGCACUGUGGCGUUAAUGUGCCUCCUGGCGGUGGCGGAGGCGGCUCGGGUGGACACGCUCAACAACCGAUUCCACCACCGGCCCAGGGUGGCAACAACAUGGGUGGUUCGGGGGGACAGAGUGGUCAAGGGCACGGUACGGCGUCAAAGCCAUCGCCAAGCGAACUCAACAUGCUCAUCAAAGAGACGAUGCCACUGCCGCGGAAGUUGGUGCGCGGUCAGGACGUUUGGUUGGGCAAGGGUGCGGAACAGACGCGUCAGAUCCUGAAGUGUAUGUGGUGUGGUCAGAGCUUCCGCACGUUAGCUGAAAUGACGGCGCACAUGCAGCAAACCCAGCACUACACCAACAUCAUCUCACAGGAGCAGAUCAUCUCGUGGAAGUCAUCCGAUUCGGACAAGUCAAGUGGUGGUGGUGGUGGUGGGGCUGGAGGCGGUCCUGCUGGAGCUGCGGGAGGCGCAGGUCCGAGUGGUGGCGCAGGACCGAACGGUGGAGGAGCUGGAGGGGGUGGUCCGGGUGGUGCUGCGAACGCGGCCGCAGCUGCACAAACAAACAGUCACGUCAGCGCCGUGCUAACAUGCAAAGUGUGUGAUCAAGCGUUCUCCUCGCUGAAGGAACUCAGCAAUCACAUGGUGAAGAACGCACACUACAAAGAGCAUAUCAUGCGAUCGAUCACCGAGAGUGGCAGUCGUCGGCGGCAGACUCGGGAAAAGCGCAAAAAGUCUUUGCCGGUACGGAAGCUGCUCGAGAUGGAGCGUGCCCAGCACGACUACGGCAAGAACGGAGCAGAUACUGGUCCGAACUCUGCCGCGGCCGCUGCAGCCGCUGUCGCAGCGGCCGUCAAUGCCGCCAACAAACCGCUGCGAGAUCUCGGUGCGGGUAAGAUAAGCUGCGAGAAAUGUAACGAGAAAAUCGAAACCACCAUGUUUGUCGAUCACAUUCGGCAGUGCAUCGGCGGAACGGCUUUGCUGGCCGCUCAGCAACAGCGUGAUAAGCUGAAGAGCGCUCUGCUCUCCAACACCAUCAUCCCACCCGACUCGAUCUCACCCGUUACGCCGACUGGACGCGAUGGUCGCAAGAGCGUUAGUGACGACUUAGCAUCUCCACUGUCAUCCCAGAAGUCACCGCUCGGUUCGGACCUACUGUCGCCGGUGUCAAUGCUGACCAAGAAGGAUGGUAAUGGUGGCGGGGGAGGUGAAAAGAGUUCCUCCCCUUCGGUGCUGAACGCCAUCGAGCAGUUGAUCGAGAAAAGUUUCGAUACGCGAUCGCGCCACGGAGGUUCGAACUAUUCCGGCAGUGGCGGUGGUGGAGGCGGUGGCCAAAGUUCAACGCCGCUUGGGUCCAGCAUCCUGAAGCGGCUCGGCAUUGACGAGAGUGUAGACUACACCAAACCGCUGGUCGAUCCGCAGACAAUGAAUCUCCUGCGAUCGUACCACCACCAACAGCAGCAGGCACAGUACGCUUCGCAACAGUUUGGUCGCCGCGAGCGUAGUGGCAGUGAGUCCAGCUCCAUCUCAGAGCGCGGCAGCAGUCGCAUGAAUUCGUUGACGCCCGAGAAAAAGUUCGACACCCCGAGCCAUUCCACACCGCGCGGAACACCGGACAAACCGUACUCGGAGCAGUCCGACCAUCAUCACCCAGAUGGGUCCGAUCUUCACGCGCAACCACCGAUCAAACGAGAACUGCACAGUGACGACGAAUCGCCGGAGGCUGAAACCAAACCGGCAGCCGAGCAAGGCAAGAUCCGCAUCAAGAAAGAGCUAAUGCCAGAGGAGGGCGAUGAUCACGAAACCGAUCACGAGAUGCGGCCACCGAGCAAGGCCCAGCAUCGGGAUGAUCGCGACGAUCAAGAACCACCGAGACGGAGCAGUGUUGCAUCGAGCCCUGCACCCAGUCCACGGCUCUCCACGGCCAGUGUACCGCUGAGUCCAGCAGCCAGCCCACUCAGUGACCAUCAUUCCAUCGCUUCCCGGUCAACGCCGGGCGCCGGCGACUGUAGCUCGAAAAAGUCAUCCAACGUCAGCAACAGUCUCGGUGCACUCUCGUCCAUGUUCGACAGUUUGACCGGUGCGGGCAGUGGCUCAACCGGUGGCGGUGAUGCUGCAUCCUCCGGAGGUUCUGGAGGCAAAAAGUCGAGCGCCCAUCCGUUGGCCGCCCUGCAGAAGCUUUGUGAUAAGACGGAAACACCUUCGGCUGGCGGUGGAGGUCGUGGUAGUUCGAGCAGCUCUGCACUGCUCGCAGCCACUACCAACAGUUCCGGGUCGCGAACGGCUCCUGGGGCCAUCCUGGCAUUUAGCUGGGCCUGCAACGAAGCCGUCGUGUCGGAGGACGUUGCCGGCGGCACGAUCAAGUGUGCGUACUGUGAUACAACGUUCGGUUCGAAGGGAGCCUACCGGCACCAUCUAUCCAAAGCGCACUUCGUGAACGAUGAUGUCAUUCCGGACCCGAAGGUUCCGGGUGGUGGGCCGGGCGCCCUAUCUCUGGCCGCAACCAGUGGCGCACAGUCACUUAAGACACGUUCCUCACCCGCGCCGAACUCACCCAAAUCGACCGGUUCGACUGCACCGCUGUCACUCGUGACCGGAUCCUCGACGGGAUCUUCAUCCUCAUCAGCCUCAUCCACCGGUCGGGAGAGUGUGGAGCGCCGCGUUGGCCAUGAGUCGGGAAAUGGACCUUCGUCGGCCAAAAGCCCACCACCCUCACAGUCGCCCGCGUUCGAUGAAAGUCCUCACUCCAAGUUCCUCAAGUACACUGAACUAGCGAAGCAACUUUCGUCCAAGUACGUCUGACACUCUUAAGGCUUUCGUGUCGAUAAAGCCUUCCUCCGUGUGUGUGUGUGUGUGUGACGAGUGCGCGAAGCAGGAAGCAGAAAGUGCGAAAUGAGAUCAAUCCGCGAUCGAGUGCACGCGCGGAAGAAAAAACAAAAUGGUGAUCGUUCGGUGUUUCGUUCGACGAUCGCCCGAUCGCUUUCGUUACACCUUCUUCGUACUCCCGUGGAACGGACCACCCUUCACCGUAACCAGUGAGUGUGCUGGUGAAUCUUUCGUCCCGUCUUAUGCAGAUUACUCAUGAACAAGAUCAUACGCACACACCCAUACACAUAUCCUUCGGGUGUUCACGUCGUCGGGUCAGCGGGGAAAAACAUGGUGGCACGCGAGUAGCAGCUCGAUUUGGUCAGUUGAAAAAAGGCAAUUUAAAGGUAAACUAUAGUCAACUUAAACAGCAACAUGGUUAUACGAAAGCAAAGAAAUACGAAAUAUGAUGAAACAGCCGUAGCGCUACGCUUGUAACACGCGAAAAGCAAAUUCAAUUUACUCUGAAAUUUGGUAUACGUAAUUUACACAAACACACCCACACCCACACUCAUACACAUUGAAAUGUUUACGACAAAUUUAAUAUGCCCAAAAUUGCAUUUUGGGAAAACGAGACAAAUUGUUGUUCAGCAAAAACAAAAGCCCCAAUUCGUUUGAGUAUACGGUAGAGGGAGGAAAACAUAUUAUACGCAGAAGCUAAAGCUCUUGUUUCCCCCAUUCAGAAACCCAUAACAGCAAAGCAAAACAAAACACAAGCUAAUAUAAAACAAAAUUUACAAAG